AUGGCCACUUUAAACCCUUUUGGGCUUCUGGGUGAUGAUGACGCCGAGGACCCGUCGCAGCUUCUUGCUGCCCAGAAGAAAGCUGCGGCGCCAGCUCCAGCUAGGGCUCCUGCUCAACUGAAGAAAGGUCCGGCGAAGGCUCAACCGGAGGCUAAGUUGCCGACCAAGCCAGCUCCUCCAGCACAGGCUGUGAGGGAGUCGAGGAAUGAAGGCCAGCGUGGAGGCCGUGGUGGGGCCCAAGGUGGCCGUGGUGGCCGUGGAUACAACAGAGAGACAUUUGACAGUGAUAAUGUAUUCGAUAACAACAAUGGUUUUUCUGGUGGCCUCAGCAAGCCUUCUGAAGAUGGUGAUGGCCGGAAAGAUUCUGCUGAACGGCGUCUGUAUGGUGGGCCCCGUGGCGGCAGUGGGGCAUCCCGUGGUAGCCGCCGUGGUGGUUUCAACAACGGGGAAUUUAACGAUGGACGAAGGUUUUACGAGCGUCGCAGUGGGACCGGGCGAGGGAAUGAGUUCAAACGUGAGGGUGCUGGGCGUCGAAAUUGGGGGACUCCCACUGAUGAGAUUGUGACUGAAACUGAGGAUCCCACAAAUGAAGUAAAGAAUGUCGAGUCUGAAAAAGAAUCAGGGCAAGAUGUUGCUGGUGAUGCAAACAAGGAUUCUUCUCCUAAUGAACAGGAAGAAGUUGAGCCACAGGAGAAGGAGAUGACAUUGGAGGAGUAUGAGAAGGUACUCGAAGAGAAAAGAAAGUCAUUACUUGCGCUGAAAACUGAGGAAAGAAAGGUCAACUUGGACAAAGAACUUGAAUCUAUGCAACUUCUGUCUAACAAGAAGAAUGAUGAUGAAGUGUUCGUUAAACUGGGGUCUGAUAAGGACAAACGCAAAGAGGCUGCUGAGAAGGCAAAAAAGUCUGUAAGCAUAAACGAGUUUCUGAAGCCUGCGAAUGGGGAAAACUACUACAGAGGAGGCGGGCGUGGGAGGGGACGUGGCCGUGGUGGGUACGGAGGCCCAACCAUUCAUGACUUGCGGGCCCCAGCUAUUGAAGAUGUCGGGCAGUUUCCUUCCCUUGGUGGAAAGUGA
Striga hermonthica is the source of this 1074-nucleotide messenger RNA. Lineage: Eukaryota; Viridiplantae; Streptophyta; Magnoliopsida; Lamiales; Orobanchaceae. The record is from the annotation of a GenBank genome assembly.